AUCGCUCAGGAUAUAUUGGCUGCCGACAAGCAUAGUGAGCGACUUUAGUGGCAUACUGCCGCCCAAACGACCAAGUAUCGCCGCCUCGAGGACGACAGAUUCCCCUCAAGAACGAUACCAAUCCAUCAUACUCACAACCAUGGACCUCUCCGAAUCGCAAACGACAUUUCCCUCCGACAGCGAGAAUUACGAUGCCAACCACUCGAACCAGGACUCGUCAGAAGUCCCCAUAUCGGAUACGAGCAGUCCCAUGAUUCUCUAUUCACCGCCUACAUUCUGGAGUAUAUUACGCGGCGCUGCAAUCAACCUACUGCUACCGUUCGUCAACGGGUUGAUGCUGGGGUUUGGAGAGCUGUUCGCACAUGAAGCCGCGUUCCGCUUGGGAUGGAGUAAUACGAAGGUAUUUCCCAAUCACAGAAUAGGGCACACAGUAGGACCAGGCGUGGAGAUAAAGGAAGAUCCAAUCGAGAGAAGACGGAGGAAUGGCCAGGAAAUGGACGUGUACACUUCACUUGAGUAGUGUCGAGCAGGUGCGCAGAGGGAUAUACUCCAGCUGACGACGUGAAAAGCGUUAUGGUCUAUAAUACCGAAAGAGGAUCCGCGGCCACACAGAAGGGCUCGCAAAACGAGAAUGACACGAACCACGAGGUCAUGUCCGCGAUGAAAGUGGCACUGCCUAGAAAAUACCAGACGCCAAACCAACAUAACAAUCCACAAAA
Molecule: messenger RNA, 719 nt
Organism: Sphaerulina musiva SO2202
Lineage: Eukaryota; Fungi; Ascomycota; Dothideomycetes; Mycosphaerellales; Mycosphaerellaceae
Product: TOM13-domain-containing protein
Exons: 2
Coding region: 140-520 (126 amino acids)
Biological process (GO): protein insertion into mitochondrial outer membrane; mitochondrial outer membrane translocase complex assembly
Cellular component (GO): mitochondrial outer membrane
Source: RefSeq, a predicted model, not a curated record